Molecule: messenger RNA, 1683 nt
Organism: Amyelois transitella
Lineage: Eukaryota; Metazoa; Arthropoda; Insecta; Lepidoptera; Pyralidae
Product: cytochrome P450 6k1
Exons: 11
Coding region: 132-1637 (501 amino acids)
Molecular function (GO): heme binding; oxidoreductase activity, acting on paired donors, with incorporation or reduction of molecular oxygen; iron ion binding
Source: RefSeq, a predicted model, not a curated record
UGGUUGAAGUGUUACAGUGUGCAGUUUACAGAAUCUUUGUACCGUGAAUGAGAUGACAUCCUUUUGAUCACGGAAUUCUUCUUUGGGGUGGUUUCGGCUGGAAUCAAAGAUCAAGCAUCAAAUGACAAAGUAUGUUCGCGAAUCUGUUGUUAGGCGUAUUAGCUUGUGUACUGGCCUGGCUUUUCUUCCGAUGGAGGAAAGUAAAGCUGUACUGGGCUAUCAGGGACGUCGCUCAUCAGCCACCUCAUUUCAUUUGGGGAAGUCUCACGUUUCUGCAACAAAAAAAUGUGGGAUUGUGGAUGAAAGAGAUGUACUCCCGCUUGGAAUAUCCCUACGUGGGUAUCUGGUUGUUCUGGCGGCCGGCGCUCAUCGUCAACUGUCCGGAGAUCGGGAAGAGGAUCCUGAGCAAGGACUCCGAGGUCUUCAGGGACAGGUUCCUGAGGUCUGGCAAAACAGACCCCAUUGGUCACAAUCUUUUCACGGUUAAAGACCCGUUCUGGAGCACAUUGCGAAAUCAGCUAAACCCAGCUUUUACCCAGGCUCACCUCAGGUCCCUGCAUAGCCUACUGUUCCGGAAAAGUAAACAGUUGGUUCAACGCAUCAAUGAAGAUAACACCGCUAAAAAGAUAAUCAAUUUAAGAAUGGUGUAUGCAGAUUUUGUGACUGACGUCAUUGGAACCGCAGCAUUUGGUGUCAGCAGUGACGCGACGCUCACUGGAGACAGUCCUAUGAGGACGGUCACCAAGGAUCUGAUGAACCUUGGCCCUUGGAGAGGAAUGGCUUGGUCUUCAAUAUUCUUCUUUCCAGAGUUGACCGAUUUUUUUGGGUUCACCAUGUUUCCAAAGAGGUCAACAGACCACUUCACGAAAAUUUUCCAAUCUGUCGCGAAAAAACGAAGCGUUGAAGGAAGCGACAAGAAAGACCUGAUGGAUGCUCUGCUGAAGAUACAACAAGAUGCUAAGAAAACUGGUGGAGAAAUUAACGACGAAGUCCUCAUCGCUCAAGCGGCCAUAUUUCUACAGGCUGGCUUCAACACCACUGCCACCGUCCUGACCUUUGCCACUUAUGAACUGGCGUAUCAUCUAGAAGCUCAGGAGAAGCUGUACAAGGAGAUUGUAGAACUGAAACAAAGUCUCGGCGAGAAAGAUAUACAUUGUGAUGAUCUCGUUAACUUGACCUAUAUGACCUGUGUUAUAAACGAGACGCUAAGAAAAUACCCGCCAAUGGGUUUCUUAGACCGGGUCGCCGCUACUGACUAUAAAAUCGACAAGAACCUCACGAUUCCCGCGGGAAUUCCGAUCUAUAUUAAUGCCAUUGGUAUUCACUACGACCCCAAGUAUUUCCCAGAGCCAGAGAAGUUCAAACCUGAAAGAUUUCUGCCCGGGAAUGUGAGAAAUAUACAACCUAAUACGUUUUUGCCUUUUGGAGACGGACCUCGACGUUGUAUAGGUCAAAAUUUCGGUGAUAUCAACAUCAGAUACGCAUUAGCUUUGAUUCUCCUCAAUUACCUGUUGCGCCCUCUGCCGGGGACCCCAAAACCGAACGACUGUGAAAUCGAGAAGAACGCCAUCUUUUUUAUGCCAUCCGGCAUGAUGCCCGUGGAAUUUGUGCAAAGGAAUAAGGAAUUGGUAUUUUAGGAUAAUUUUACAUGUUAUUUUGUUGAUAGGUAUUAAAUAAAAUUUU